Messenger RNA from Durio zibethinus, 2424 nucleotides. Its product is annotated as serine/threonine protein phosphatase 2A 57 kDa regulatory subunit B' beta isoform-like. Lineage: Eukaryota; Viridiplantae; Streptophyta; Magnoliopsida; Malvales; Malvaceae. Gene Ontology annotation, biological process: signal transduction. The record is from RefSeq and is a predicted model, not a curated record. Gene Ontology annotation, cellular component: protein phosphatase type 2A complex. Gene Ontology annotation, molecular function: protein phosphatase regulator activity.
UUCACUCUCCCCUCUCUCUUUUCUUUUUUUCCCUUAAAUUGUCCGUCCGAUUGAUCGCCGGAGCACCACGACCGUUAGAUCCGCUGACCACAUUCCGGCGAUCCGUUUUUUCAGCUGACUUUCUCCAAAUUUCCGAUCAAUCAACGGUGAUAAAUCCAACCAUUUAUGGAAGAAUAAAAAACCCAAUGGAAAUCCUCAUUAUCCUUCUCCAAUCUAAACUCUUUCAGAUCCAUUUUUGAAAUUUAUUAUGGGCAAUUGUUCCAUGCAUGCUGAUCCAUUGAAACCUCAGAAUCACCAUCGUUGAAUUCCUAAUACUAGCUCCAUUAGUCAGCCUAAUCCUUAUUAGUUUUUUUUUGCGGGUUCAAAAUGUUGAAGAAAAUAAUGAAAGGAGGGCAUCGGAAGCCUUCCAAAUCGGAUUCAAAUGAAGCAUCUUUAUACGGGUCAGGUCCAACGCCCAAUGUGGUCGUCAACCACGCUUCUCGGGCCGGAACGGGCGCAGGAGGCCCAAAUUACGGGGUCCCAAUGGUUCCACCUCCGAUGGGUGCCGUGGAACCCUUGCCGUUAUUCCGAGACGUCCCCGUUUCGGAGAGACAGAAUUUGUUCAUGAGAAAAUUACAGAUUUGUUGCUUCCAACUUGAUUUCUCCAACACCUUAAAAUCAGUCCGAGAAAAAGAAAUCAAGCGGCAAACGUUGAUGGAGCUCGUAGAUUUUAUUCAAUCCGGGUCGGGCAAAAUCACGGAGAUGUGUCAGGAAGAGAUGAUUAAAAUGAUCGGAAUCAACAUUUUCAGGUGCCUCCCUCCGGCGUCUCACGAGAACACGGGGCAAGAAGCCAAGGAUCCUGAAGAAGAUGAACCGUAUUUGGAACCCUCAUGGCCGCAUUUACAGCUCGUUUACGAGCUUCUUUUGAGAUAUGUAGUGUCCUCGGAAACGGACACCAAGGUUGCCAAAAGAUACAUUGAUCACUCGUUUGUUUUAAAGUUGCUUGAUUUGUUUGAUUCGGAGGAUCCCAGGGAAAGAGAGUAUUUGAAAACCAUUCUUCAUAGGAUUUAUGGUAAAUUCAUGGUGCAUCGUCCGUUUAUUAGGAAGACCAUAAAUAAUAUUUUCUAUAGGUUUAUAUAUGAAACGGAGAGGCAUGGCGGGGUCGGAGAGCUUUUGGAGAUUCUAGGAAGUAUUAUUAAUGGUUUCGCGUUGCCUAUGAAAGAGGAACAUAAGUUGUUCCUUGUGAGAGCUUUGAUUCCUUUGCAUAAGCCGAAACCUGUAUCUAUGUAUCAUCAGCAGUUGUCUUAUUGUAUUACUCAGUUUGUUGAGAAGGAUUACAAGCUGGCUGAUACGGUUAUUAGAGGGCUGUUGAAGUAUUGGCCUUUGACUAAUUGUCAAAAGGAAGUUCUCUUCCUCGGAGAACUUGAGGAAGUACUUGAAGCAACGCAGUCUGCAGAGUUCCAACGAUGUAUGAUUCCUCUUUUCAGACAGAUUGCACGUUGCCUCAAUAGCUCUCAUUUUCAGGUUGCGGAAAGGGCCCUUUUCUUGUGGAAUAACGAGCACAUUGUGAGCUUAAUUGCCCAGAAUAGACAGGCGGUGUUACCAAUCAUCUUUGAAGCAUUGGAGAGGAAUAUCCAAACUCAUUGGAAUCAGGCAGUUCAUGGGUUGACUGUGAAUGUGCAGAAGAUGUUCUUGGAAAUGGAUGCUGAGUUAUUUGACGAGUGUCAGAGACAGUUUGCAGAGAAAGAGGCCAGAGCCAGAGAGAUGGAAGAGCAACGAGAAAUGACAUGGAAGAAACUGGUAGAUGCGGCAGUGGAAAGGGGGGGAGACAAUAUGGUUACCGUCUAACUGAUUAAUCACAGUUGCUCUGACAACCUAAAAAAAAACUUGGAUUUGGGUUGAUGGAUGUGCUGCAGCUGUUCCCUUCUCCAUUUUGGUGGUAUUCUUUUUUUUUUCCCUUUUUUUCCCCUAAUUUUUCUUUAAUUUUCUUUCAUAUUUUUAUUUUUGGUCUCAAUCAGAUCAUUGAAAAUACCCGAGAAAGAGCAGCGAUAAAUGUAAUUUUAAAAUGAAUUGCAUUUUUUUUGUCACGCAAUUUGUUCUUCCAACGCAAAAAUUAUCAGAUUUUUUUUAGUUUGUAUUGAUAGUACUUGAAAUUUUCAUUCUUUAUGAUCAAACUAGGAUCAACAUCCCUUGGUUUGGUCGGUUAAGUGAUACUCAAAACUGACAAGACAGGCAUUCUCAUUACAGAGUGUCACUGUCUGAAUUGUCUGUUUGAUCCUGCGAUGUUAGGAUCGGGAGAUUAGUUGCAUAGAAGUUGAGAUAUGUGUCAGAUUAGAUCAGUUUCUUCUGUAUCUGAAAACAAUUUCAGAAAGCUGUCAAGCCGACAAGGCAUGCAAUCAAAAACCAAUUAUGGAACUGAAAAUUUCACAUGAUCCUUGGAUUUGU